Messenger RNA from Corythoichthys intestinalis (scribbled pipefish), 4278 nucleotides. Its product is annotated as gastrula zinc finger protein xLCGF3.1-like. Lineage: Eukaryota; Metazoa; Chordata; Actinopteri; Syngnathiformes; Syngnathidae. The record is from RefSeq and is a predicted model, not a curated record. The transcript has 2 exons. Bases 77 to 1144 code for a protein of 355 amino acids.
UAAACUUGCACUUCUUUCGUGUUCCCUUCUCUUCACCAAACGAGUUCCUUCAACGCAUUCUCAUCUGGAGUCGGAGAUGUAUAUCAAACAGGAAGCAGAGCCAGUCUUCCCCUCCAUUAAAGAAGAAGAACAGGAAGAUGAAAUCAUCGCAGUGACCGUCGGUGUGAAGAGCGAAGAAGAUGAAGGUCUAAGCGAAGAGAGCGGAGCAGCGACACCUACAAGCGACAGCUCCUUUCAGCACCUGAUCACAAAAGAAGAGGGACGAGCGCAUCCGGACGGCUUCUUAGCUACCGUUUCGGACAGCGACGACAUAACCUCACACUCUUCUGACCCUGAUACUAAUGAGGAGGAUUUUAACUUUGACCAAAAUGCUUUAAAAUCCUUAAACAGGUCAUCAUUGAAAAUAAACGCAAAAGAAUGUGCGGGUGGAAAACCGUUUUCCUGCUCACUUUGCGACAAAGGAUUUUCUCGGAAGUCUGAUUUGAAAAACCAUAUACGUACACACACUGGAGAAAAGCCUUUUGCCUGCACAUAUUGUGGUAAAAGAUUCGCCCACAAGGGAAGUUUAAACGUGCACACAAGAACACACACUGGAGAGAAGCCUUUCACCUGCUCACUUUGUGAUAAAAGAUUUUAUCACAAAAGUUAUGUGGAGACGCAUAAGCGUUCACACACUGGGGAAAAGCCUUUUGCCUGCACAUGUUGUGGUCAACGAUUCACCCAGACUGGAAAUUUAAAGAAACAUAUAAGCACACACACUGGAGAGAAGCCUUUCACAUGCUCACUUUGCAAGAAAAGAUUUUCUCAGAAGGUACUGUUAGAAAAUCACACACGUACACACACUGGAGAAAAGCCUUUUGUCUGCACAGUUUGCGAUAAAAGAUUUUCUCAGAAGUCUCAUUUAACAACACAUAAGCGUAUACACACUGGAGAGAAGCCUUUCGUCUGCACAGUUUGCGACAAAGGAUUUUCUCGCAAGGCUAAUGUUAUAACGCAUAUGCGUACACACACUGGGGAAAAGCCUUUUGUCUGCACACUUUGCAACAAAAGAUUUUCUCAGAAGUGUAAUUUAACAAUGCAUAAGUGUACACAGACUGGAGAAAGUCUUUUGUCUGCACAUGUUGUGGUGUAUAUCAACACUUGACGAGUCUAAUCAAAAGAUCUGACGAAGGCAGAAGUGUUAGCCGAAACAUGUCAGGUAAUUAAAUCACGUACCAUUGUCUGGGAUAAAAGAAAAUGUUGACUAAAGUCCUGGUCUUUUUCACUACUAUCCAAUUAUCUUGAGUUAUUUUAUUUUUUUGAUUGAGCGAAUUGAGUUUAGUUUAGGUGAGGUUACUUCAGUGACGUGCGGUGAGGUUCAUGGUUGGUGAGGCACUGACUCCUUUAGUGUCAGAUUUCCAAAUAUAUAAACCAAAAAGGGUAGCUUAUUCAAUUGGCUACUGGUUAUUUCAUAUCUCAUCAGCAUUCUUCACAAAACGCGCACACACGGUACAUAUUAUCGAUACGUAAAAGUAAGAAAAUAACAUGCAUUUGCUCCACACCCUCAAUGUGUUGGCCGUCGCCAUUCUAUAAUUCAUGCAACAUAAAUGAGAGUAAAGAGUGGUGUACAAAACCACGGAAUUCAAUUCUGACCUUUAGUGAAAUAUUCCGUUGUUUUUAAAACUUUUAAUUCUGAAACUUUAAUCAAUUUAUUACAGAUUGCUAAACAAAAAGUGUGAAAAGAAAAACAAAGAAUAUUUUAUUUAAGGCCAAAAUUUAGUUUUUAAAUAUUCUAUUGUAUUUUUCUUGGUCCAAGCUCUUUUUUUUUAUUUUAUUUUUUUAAAAUAAGAUUGAAAUGAAAACUGUUUGUGGUCUUGCACCUGUCCUUCACCACAAAAACCGGCGUUACUUUGGAAGGGCAUAGGUUUGGUCUCAACAUUCGUAGGGACGAUAUAACAGCAUAACCUGCAUGUAGGUACACUUUUUGCUGGGGACGGGACAUUAAUUAGACCAAACAGAUUGGAUGAAGGGGGCAAAGGGCCACAUUUCUCAUGUAUAUGAACCUAAUUAAUUAAUAGGCAAAAUGAUCAAUGCAAAAUAAAUCCUUAUCUACUGAUAAUAACUUUUACGUGCAUUGGUUCAGAUGAUACACUGUUCGAUUCAAACCUUUGUUUUCAAAAAAUACUCAAGAAACAUUUUGAAAACUUCCUGAAUAAAUGUCUGUUUUUUAUUAGCAAACAUAAACAUAGUGAAAAUAAUUCACUUAAUAAUGGUAGGGUCAAUUCUAUCCUUACAACAUAUGGAACUAUUGAAAGAUCUAAAUUCUCUAUAUAACUGAACAUUAUAUCAUGCAAAAAAGGUAAGGUUGCUUAAAAGUUUGGUGGGGACAAUUUUAGCAUGCUGAAAAGUUGGUAGUGCUAUGUCCCUACCGUCCCUAUGCAAACCGACGCCCUUUUAGUAAAAGUCCUCCUUAUUUUCCUUUACUUUAAAAAAAAUUCUCCGCCUCAAUGGAGAGGAUUGCUUCAAUUAGAUCGUUCUGUGUUCUAUUUGACAAGCCAGAAAACACAUUGGAUGUGUCCAAAUGUCUAGCUAACCUUUCAUCUUUCUCAGCAAAACCUUGUAAUCGUUCUACAUAUGUGCCACGUUUAGAAGAGCUCCACGCUCAUCGUUACCACGAAAUGUUAACUCCUGUUUAGCUAGGAUGCAGGUUGCAUUAAUGAGGUCUUUCAAACUCUUAUCUUUACCUUAGAAUUGAGGAUGCUACCGCUGAGCUUCUGCUGUUCGUCAAAGCCAAAUCGAUCCUUGAGUUUCCAAAAGUUUUUAAAGCAAACAGGCUUUGAAUGUGAGUGGUCGAGCUCUCAUGUUUGCUGAGGCUUCGUGGUAGUUUUUUAAUGUCACAAUAUCUCGUGUUAGUCCAGACAUUGGCACAAGUUGGGAAGAAAAGGAAGGGAAAGCAGCAAAGGCGAUUUUUCGAAGGACAGCCACAUAGCCAGUCUUUUCGGGUGUACCAGUCCAUUUGAAAAGCGCGAGUUAUCCUCUGUCCCGUAGUUUGAAGCAAACCUUUUAGCUCCGUGUUGUGUUAACCGCGUCCACUUUUAACGGAAAGUCCAGUUUCACGUACGCCCCCUUGCAGUGCGGCAGAGUACUAUCUGCCUCAACCUUGUGUAACCGCGUCCACUUUUAACGGAAAGUCCAGUUUCACGUACGCCCCCUUGCAGUGCGGCAGAGUACUAUCUGCCGCAACCUGAGCCUUUUCACUGCGGUUUUAUUUCCCAUCAGCAAAACUAAAUAUGUCGCUAACAAACAUUAAACUUUAAGGGUUAAAGACAUUAGCCAGACUGAGGAAAAUCAGGUCAAAUAAACGUAUCUGGAAACAUUAUAAUGGCGACAUGCAGAUGUACGGCAACCAGCACGCUCCAAUUCCAUGUAUCAACCCAGUUUGUUAAGGAUUGCGCAAUCAGAGGUGAGGCUUUACUCGUUGCUGCCGCACCUCUCGUUUCAUUUCUUUAUUUGAACAGGAAAUAGGCAAAUUCAGCGAUUUUGACUAUAAAAAAUGUUUGAAAUGAGUCAUACAUAAAGAGCAAUGGACAAAUAUUAAUAUAAAUUUUUGAUGCUAUGAUUAUUUUUUUUGUCAUGAUGACAGGUGAGGCUCUGCCUCACCUGCCUCCCCUGACCGCACGUCACUGGGUUACUUCAUAUCAAACUUGAUCUUCUGUUGAUAUUAUGACUUUUCUGGAAUUUUUAUUAUACUCAGAUUUGGCCUUUGUCUCAUCUGUUGGUUGCUUUUGUAAUCUCUUGUAAAGUGAACUUGAGUAUCUUGAAAGGAUAUUUGAAAUAAUAUGUAUUACACUCGUCAACAGUCAAAUUUGUGCAUGAAAUAUUGAUACUAUUUGCAGCUAAAUCGAGGUCACUGAAUGCAUUGCAGAUGUCAGAAUAUAGAAAUUGUCUCUAGUUUGCGAGUUCAUACAGUUUAAAUGGUCUCAAAGAGAAUAUUUUAAUAUUUCUGUAUUUCCUUUAGGACACAAAAGGCUGACAUAUCAAAGAACAGUUUAUUUCAACAAUAAUAUUUUUGUAUUUUUAAGUAUCUUUUUCACCUACUACCUUUGCACUGUAUAGUAGAAUCUACCCACAAUUUCAUUGUAAAUUGUAUGAUUACAAUAAAAGCUAUCCAUCUAUCAUCCCCCGCUUAAUCCAAUGUCAGGUCGCGGGGGCAGCAGCUUUAGCAGGGAAUCCCAGACUUCCCUCUCCCCAGCCUCUCGCCGGUGGGACAAUUUCCGGAACACCUCUCCAGGGAGGCAU